Molecule: messenger RNA, 608 nt
Organism: Phoenix dactylifera (date palm)
Lineage: Eukaryota; Viridiplantae; Streptophyta; Magnoliopsida; Arecales; Arecaceae
Gene: DPMS2
Product: dolichol phosphate-mannose biosynthesis regulatory protein-like protein
Biological process (GO): GPI anchor biosynthetic process; dolichol phosphate mannose biosynthetic process
Cellular component (GO): endoplasmic reticulum membrane; dolichol-phosphate-mannose synthase complex
Molecular function (GO): enzyme regulator activity
Source: RefSeq, a predicted model, not a curated record
GAAAUUAAUUGAAUAGCUGAAGCCGGCGCAGCCCAACGGGUUGUGUUCCAAAAUCGGGAGAUCCCAUCUCUGUUUCCUGCAUCGCGACGUUGGCCUGGAAAAGAGAACGGCUUCGUCUCUCUCUAAGUUAGGGCACAAAUCCGAUACGGAUAAAGGUGAUGGAGUUGGCGGACAAGGCGGUAGGGUUCUUGCUAUCAGCCAUCAGCCUGUCGAUAUUCACUUAUUAUACGUUCUGGGUCAUCGUUCUGCCGUUUGUGGAGAGCGAUCACUUUAUACACCGAUACUUCUUGCCCCAAGAAUAUGCCAUCCUGAUACCCGUGUUUGCCGGGAUCGCGCUUCUCAGCUUCUUGAGCGUGUUUGUUGGGUAUGUCAUGCUCAAAUCGAAGAAGAAAUCCGCUUGAUUUAUGCUCCUUGUUUUUAGCUUUCAUCGUUUGUAGAGUCGAAUGCUAUUUAAAUCGGAAAUUCGGUUGGUGAGGUUAAGGAUCUUGAUUUUUCUUCUUCUUUUUUUAAAAAUUUUCUAACAUGGUGUUACAUUUUUAAAAUUGCAUCAUUUUAUUCCACAACUCUUAUUUACUUGAUGGUGAAUGGACAUCACAGGCAUGAUCUAA